Spodoptera frugiperda (fall armyworm) is the source of this 2685-nucleotide messenger RNA. RefSeq lists its product as uncharacterized. NCBI's taxonomy places the organism in Eukaryota, Metazoa, Arthropoda, Insecta, Lepidoptera, Noctuidae. The annotation marks the transcript as partial. The transcript has a single exon. The record is from RefSeq and is a predicted model, not a curated record.
GCAACGGAAUCAGAAAUCACUGAGGCUACUGCUACUACUGAGCCUGAGUCUGUCGUCGAAGUGACCACCGAACCUGCUUCUGAUUCACCCACCACUGAGCCGGAAAGCGUUGUUGUCGUUACCACUGAGUCGGUCUCUGACGUCACCACUGAUGCUGCAACGGAAUCAGAAAUCACUGAGGCUACUGCUACUACUGAGCCUGAGUCUGUCGUCGAAGUGACCACCGAACCUGCUUUUGAUUUACCCACCACUGAGGCUGAAAGCCUAGUUGCCCUAACCACUGUUAAGCCUAGUGUUACUACAGGCCCUUCGGCUAGUACAACAACAUAUGAAACGUCCACAAUUCAAACGUCAACUGCGAAAACAACAACCGCGAAAACAACAACUGCGAAAACAACAACUGCGAAAACAACAACUGUGAAAACAACAACUGCGAAAACAACAACUACUCCGAAAACAACAACUACGAAAACUACAACUCCGAAAACUACUACUCCCAAAACAACAACCACGAAAACCACAACUUCGAAAACAACAACUCCGGUUACAACAACUCCGAAAACAACAACUGUUAAAACAACAACUGCGAAAGCAACAACUACUGCGAAAACAACAACUCCGAAAACUACAACUCCGAAAACUACAACUCCCAAAACAACAACCACGAAAACAACUACUCCGAAAACUACAACACCGAAAACAACCACUCCGAAAACUACAACCCCGAAAACAACUACUCCGAAAACAACAACUCCGAAAACUACAACACCGAAAACACCAACGCCUCAAACGUCCAGUCCUUAUCCAGGUACGCAUGAAGGUAUUAUAGAUGCUAAUUGCGAUGAAUCUACCGGUGUUGUUGUUGAUGCUGGAUGCAGCGAAGAUGUCCUUGAAGAAAUUUCUGACGCACCUUGUGAUGAAUCAAUUGACUCCAUUGUGGAUCAUGGUUGUAGCGAAGAUGGUACAGAUUCUACUGAAGAAAUCGCAAACGCACCUUGUGAUGAAACUAUAGACAGCAGUGUAGAUACUUUCUGUAGCGAAGAUGUUACCGAUUCUACUGAAGGAAUCGCAAACGCGCCUUGUGAAGAGACUAUGGACAGCAGUGUAGAUACUUUCUGUAAUGAAGAUGUUACAGAUUCUACUGAUGAAAUCGCAAACGCACCUUGUGAUGAGACUGUGGACGGCAGUGUAGAUACUUUCUGUAAUGAGGAUGUUACCGAUUCUACUGAAGAAAUUGCAAACGCACCUUGUGAUGAGACUGUGGACAGUAAUGUUGAUACUUUCUGUAAUGAAGAUGUUACCGAUUCUUCUGAUGAAAUCGCAAACGCACCUUGUGAUGAGACUGUGGACAGCAGUGUAGAUACUUUCUGUAAUGAAGAUGUAACCGAUUCUACUGAUGAAAUCUCAAACGCCCCUUGUGAUGAGACUGUGGACAGUAGUGUAGAUACUUUCUGUAAUGAAGAUGUUACCGAUUCUUCUGAUGAAAUCGCAAACGCACCUUGUGAUGAGACUGUGGACAGCAGUGUAGAUACUUUCUGUAGUGAAGAUGUUACAGAUUCCUCGCCUAGUACUUCAACUCCUCUUACGGUUGAAGAUGUAUCUUGUAAAGAAACUGUUUCUAAUGAAGAAAUCGCAGACGCGCCUUGUGAUGAUACUGUCGACAGCGGUGAAGAUGCUCUUUGUAGUGAAGAUGUUAUAGAUGGUACAGACGCCGGUUGCAAUGAAGAUGCCACGGAAUCAUCACUUAGUACUUCAACUCCCGUUUCUGAAGAAGAAGGAUCAUUCGAAGAUAAUGAGACAACAACAUCUAAGGCUGUUUCUCUUGAAGAAAUCUCGAACGCGCCUUGUGAUGAGACUGUAGACAGCAGUGUAGAUACUUUCUGUAGUGAAGAUGUUACAGAUUCCUCACUUAGUACUUCAACACCUAUUUCUGAUGAAGAGGUAUCUUUUGAAGAUGGCGAUACAACAACGUCUGAGUCUGUUUCACUUGAGCACAUUACUAAUGCACCUUGUGAUGUAACUGUGGAUGGCAGUGUAGAAGCUUUCUGUAGUGAAGAUGUAACAGAUUCCUCACCUACCAAUUCUAGUCCAGGUUCCGAGGAAGAAGAUAUUGAGACAGUUACACUUGACGAAAUCACAAGUGCACCGUGUGAUGAAACUAUCAAUGUUGGUUUAGACACUACAUGCAAUGAAGAUAUUACUGAUUCUACAGUCAAUACUGUUGAUGCAACGACUGUUAAAACCGUUUCGGAUGAAGUGGUUACGUUAGAACCUCAAUUGGAAACAUCUGAGUCGGCCUCACAUGAUGAAAUAGCUCACGCACCUUGUGAUGAAACAGCCGAUAGUGGCUUGGAAGCUUAUUGUAAUGAAGAUGUAACGGAAUCCACAGUUAGUACUGAGAGUUCAAUUUCUAUCGAAGAAAAUACUUUUGACACUGCUACUCUUGAGGCAACAAGUGAAACACCAAAAGUUGAAGAUGUUACGUCUGAAGCUCUUGAUUCUGAAAGUACUGAAACGGCCUCACUUGAAGAAAUAACCAAUGCACCAUGUGAUGAAACGGCCGAUGCUGAAACAAUUGACUCAUUCUGUGAGGAAGAUGACAUAACGACCUUGCAAACAUCGACGACUAAUACGACCACAGAAAAGUCUAUACUUAUUGGUAAACUUCGCGGUAAUACGGACUAA